AAAAAAUAACGCCGACUGGUACAUUUCCAGUGGUUCCCAUGUAUAUCGUUCCGGGUCAAGGCGUUUACUAAUGGUGUACAUAUGAACCAAAUGGAAGAACUAAAACUAUUCGUCUCCGAGCGGCUCAAAGCUGCUGCUUCUGAAAUAUUUGGCGCUAUUGAGAAAACAGUAACGGACUACGAGGAGCGGGCUUGCCGUUUGAAGGAAGACAACGACCGCCACCGUUCUCUUCUGGACAUUAUCCUCAAAACCAAGUUACCACAGACAGAAGCAAGCCAGGCAACCAAAAGUACCCCUGCUCCUGCAGGACCAGGUGCAUCAGAUUCAUAUCCUACCCCCAGGGCCAGAGAAACCUCCAGCCAGCCCAAUGACUUGCAGUGUGUCUUCACCUCACGCACUGACUUUUUCAAGUUUGCAUCCGAUGGCAACUGUCCCUACUGCAUCAAGGGAAUUCAGGCCUCAGAGAAACAUUUGAUGAGAAGGCAUUAUCUAUUCGCUGUUCAUUUUACUGAGAGUGGCACUGAAAAAUUUGUUGUACCGUGUAUGUGCAAAGACAGGAUCAAAGGCAGAAGUCACUGGCACUGCCCGUACUGCACAAAGAUCAUAUUUCGGAAAUGUAACUUUGAGGUGCACCUAUCCAAGCAGCAUGGUUAUGCAAUACUGCAGCAAGGCCACGAUCCAGAGAUGGAUCAACCCUCCAUCUCUGUCUUUGAGGAGGAGGUCCCCUUGAGUCCUGAACCCUGGUGUCAGCAAGAGCUCAGCAGUCUGAACCAGGAGCACCAACAGGCCUCACUGCUGCUUCAAGUUAAAGAAGAACAGGAACAAGAAAUGCGGAGACAAGCGAGUCAUCAGGAGGUGCAGUACACAGAUCCUCUACCGAGCAAAGGCGAGCAGAUACAAAAAGGUAACAGUCAAAUAGGAGAACAACAUCUGGAGGCAGAUCAUGGCCAAGACUCUGCACUCAACAUCAUCUGUGUGGACAGUUUUAUCCAAGAUCUCAGUGAAAUCAACAGCGGGGAAAGCAGAAAGAGACAUUCUCUUCCUAAUUCUUCAACCAAGACUCUUGAAACUCAGCCUGAUAACGGGGUUACUGAAAUACGGGAGCCAGCUCGAGAAUCUCUGCACAUCACUGCAGGCGGUGCUGUUGCUGAGAACGGAAGAAGCAGCAAGAUUGAGGAGUGCAAGAAGAACAACGCAGGUUUAAAGGCACUCGAUUCAAACCGGAAAAAAAAAUGUUUUAAAAGAUCUUUACCUUCCGUGAGUUUAAAUAUACAGAAAUCAACAAAGUUAUCUGUCAGUCAGAAUCACACAGGAGCUUAUUGUUGUAAAGCAUGCGGAAAGACUUUCCAUUACAUGUACACACUUCGAGCACAUGCCCAAACACACACGGGGGAUAAAAUCCAUAUUUGUGGAAUUUGUGGAAAACACUUAGAGGACACAAAGAGUUUAGUCCAACACCUACAGAACCACACAAAGAGAAACAAAUGCGGUAUAUGCGGCAAGCAAUUUUCUAAUAAUUCCCGUCUGAAGCGGCAUAGGAGAUUUCACAGACCAAAGGGUCUAAAUGUCGUGUCAUAAGCUUAAAAACCACAGAUGGGCCAAAUCUGACAGACGUCAUAAAAGCAUCAAAACCUGCCAUGAAUAUUGGAAUGUGAUUGACUACAGUAAAUCCACUUGAUGGGAGAUACCAGGGCAGUGGAGAACAAAUGGGACAAAUAACUUGUAUGUUGUUGUUUAUUGUUUGUUAUCAUUGCGUUCAUAUAAUGAAUUGUUUCAGUAUUGUGGCUCAUGAUACAAUUUUGUAGACUUUCAACAGUUUUUUUUAUUUUUUUUAGGUCAGAUUACUUUCUUAAACAGUGAUAAACUGUUUUAUAUGUGCCUUACUAACACCUUAUUUCAAUGUAAAUAAUUGAUUAACUCAGUUUUAGAUUUGAAGUAUUUUCUUUUUGUUACAAACAUAUAAACAGCCUUGACCACUGUUAUAUUUUGUUUCUUCCUCUUCCAAAUAAAAGUGCAAUACUUGAGUAAAUACCAUAA
Messenger RNA from Thunnus maccoyii (southern bluefin tuna), 2037 nucleotides. RefSeq names its product zinc finger protein 333-like. The transcript is spliced from 7 exons. Gene Ontology annotation, cellular component: nucleus. The coding region runs from base 82 to 1578 and encodes 498 amino acids. Lineage: Eukaryota; Metazoa; Chordata; Actinopteri; Scombriformes; Scombridae. The record is from RefSeq and is a predicted model, not a curated record.